This is a messenger RNA of Trichoderma aggressivum f. europaeum, 825 nucleotides long. RefSeq lists its product as uncharacterized. The transcript has 2 exons. The record is from RefSeq and is a predicted model, not a curated record. Gene Ontology annotation, molecular function: nucleoside triphosphate diphosphatase activity. Bases 1 to 825 code for a protein of 274 amino acids. NCBI's taxonomy places the organism in Eukaryota, Fungi, Ascomycota, Sordariomycetes, Hypocreales, Hypocreaceae.
AUGUCAGCCGCUACAGCUCCGGGCGAUGCUCCCUCAGAUGCCGCCUCCGGGCAAGCGGCGCCUCCGGCCGGGCGUCCCAGAGCCGGAUCCAUGCGCAGGCCGCUGCAGCCCCUGGAUCUCCCCAUUAUCAAGCACCUCAAUUCAAAUAGAGUAAUUCUGGCAUCUGCCUCUCCGCGGAGGAAACAGCUUCUGCAGCAGAUGGGCCUCGCCAAUCUGGAGAUAUCUCCGUCAACCAAGCCCGAGGACCUUGACAAGAAGGCGUACGGCCCCUGGGAAUACGUCUCAACCACCGCUCGUAACAAGUGCCUUGACGUUUACUCCACUACUUUGGAGACGCACCUUGCUUCUAUCCCUGAUCCCGCUCUAGUCAUUGCCGCAGACACCAUCAUUGUGACUCGCGAUGGGCGCAUUCUGGAGAAGCCUCGGAGCGAAGCAGAGCACGUGCGAAUGCUCAAGCACCUGCGCGACACUCGCAUGCACAGAGUGUUGACUUCGGUCACUGUACUGGCCCCCCGAGAAGACGCCAGAGCUCCGGGCUACGACAUCCAAAGCCACACCGAGGAGACCAAGGUGUACUUUUGGGAAGAGGGCAACGGGCUGCCGGACGACGUCAUUGAGGCCUAUGUCAAAACACGGGAGGGUGUUGACAAGGCUGGUGGAUACGGAAUCCAGGGCAUUGCGGGAAUGUUAUUGGUGGAGAAGAUUGAAGGGAGCGUCGACAAUGUAAUUGGACUGCCUGUAAAGAAGACGUUGACGUUAGCGGAAAAGGUCAUCUUCCAGCAGGACCGGGAUGAUUUUGACGAAGAGGGUUCGGCUUCAGAAUGA